Messenger RNA from Geosmithia morbida, 1836 nucleotides. Its product is annotated as Man1-Src1p-C-terminal domain. Bases 1 to 1836 code for a protein of 611 amino acids. Gene Ontology annotation, molecular function: chromatin binding. Gene Ontology annotation, cellular component: nuclear inner membrane. The transcript has 2 exons. NCBI's taxonomy places the organism in Eukaryota, Fungi, Ascomycota, Sordariomycetes, Hypocreales, Bionectriaceae. The record is from RefSeq and is a predicted model, not a curated record.
AUGGCCGAUGUUGACGACUACCUCCAAGAGGGUUUCGACCCUCGCUCCGUGACGAUGCCCCGGCUGAGGUCCAUUCUCGUCACGCACAGCGUCGACUACCCAUCGACCGCAAAGAAAGCUCAGCUCGUACAACUCGUCGAGGAGUACGUGCUUCCGCAGGCUCCCAAGAUUCGGGCGCAGAAGGCUCGGGCGAAGCGAUCGAGCAUGGGCAUCGUCAACGCUGGCAGCGCCGAGGACACUGGCAACUGGGACGAUCAUGACCUUGCGCCUCCUCCGUCUGUCAAGCGAUCCAAGUCGCCCAGGAAAUCAUCAACCAGGGUCAAGACUGAGGACUACGACAAUAUCCCACCGCCCCCUAGGAGCAUCUCGAAACGCACAUCGAGGUCCGCCAGCCGUGCGCUAUCACAUGCCAACGAAACCCCCGAACCCGAACCACCCGUGUCUGCUUCUUCUCGUCGCACUAGCCGGAGGACAAUCACUCCUCAAAUAAAACCCGAGCCCGAGGACGAAGAAAUUCCCGCUGAGGGAAACAAGAGCGCUUUUACGAACGACAACCCUUUCCAAAGUGGAAGCUCACCGCCCAGUACGAAGACGCCCCGCAGCCGACGACAGACGGGCGAUGUGGAUACCACAAGGAGUGUCAAAUCCUCGCGCCGUCGCACAGAAAACUCUGUCCCCAAGUUCAGGGAACCUCAGGUGGCUUACGAUGAGAUGGAGCCUGGCGAGGAGUUCACUCCCGAUGAGCAGAUAGGGCUCGAGGAAGCAGAGGACAAGGGCGAGGUUAGACUCCCGUCCCGUCAAUCUCCUCACCAAUCGGGACGCAAGACGAGUUUCACAACUCCCCUCCUAGUCCUCAUCGUCACCCUUCUUGGUGUUUAUGGCGCCUGGUAUCGACAAGAGAAGAUCGGUGUCGGUUACUGUGGCCUGGGAAGACAGCCUCAACAGAUCAUACCACCGAACGUUCCUAUUCCCGACUUCGCCAUACCUUUCGUCGAGGCGCAGUGCGAGCAGUGCCCUGCUCAUGCUUACUGCUACGAGAAUUUCGAGGCGCGAUGCGAACCGGAUUUCCUCCUCCGGUCGCACCCUCUUUCCUUUGGUGGCCUGAUUCCGCUACCCCCUACGUGCGAGCCUGAUGGUGAGAAGGCUCGCCGCGUCCAGGCUGUUGCCGACAAGGCUAUCGAGGUGCUCCGCGAGAAGCGCGCUAAAUAUGAGUGCCGCAGCCUCAAGGAUCAGGAUGGCGGUAACACUCCUUCAAUUGAUGAGCAGGAGCUCAAAGAAACUGUCAGCCGAAAGCGUAGCAAGCGACUGAACAGCGCCGAAUUUGAAGACCUCUGGGUAGCUGCCAUUGGUGAGGUCACAUCCAGGGAAGAGGUUGAGGUCGAACCUGCUACACGCUUUGUCGCGCGGGCGCGGUACCGCAGGCAUGUUACCACGUCGGCGCAGGUCCCAGCACUGGUCGACCUCGUCAUGACACGGCUUUCGAACCAAAAGGAACUCGGGGAAGAAGGCAUCGACGACGCUUGGUUGUUCCUUCCGAACCUGAGAGACGAUGUCCUCAGGUCGGUGCACUCACUGUCUGAGCGGGAGAGUAUCUGGCGCAAGGUUAAGGUUGUUGUCGAGCAGAACAGCAACGUCAGGACCGGUCAGCGAGAGGGCCGCAAUGGUGAGGUAGGCCGUGCGUGGGAGUGGAUAGGCCCCAUCGCAGGCGAAGGGGCUCGCAGGCGUCGCAGUGGUCGCGUCUCGUUGACUACCGAUAUAGCCAAGGAGGAAUCGCCGGCACCGGAGAAGCCUGUACAGCAAGUGAAGAAGUGGGAUGAGCCGAGGCCGCUUUACUAG